This is a messenger RNA of Sipha flava (yellow sugarcane aphid), 830 nucleotides long. RefSeq lists its product as uncharacterized. Gene Ontology annotation, molecular function: odorant binding. The coding region runs from base 251 to 691 and encodes 146 amino acids. The record is from RefSeq and is a predicted model, not a curated record. NCBI's taxonomy places the organism in Eukaryota, Metazoa, Arthropoda, Insecta, Hemiptera, Aphididae. The transcript is spliced from 8 exons.
ACUAUAGUUUAAAACUGAAUCUCGUGUGAUAUAUUUGUUUGAAUAAUUUUUUAGUAGAUACCAAUUAGUAGUACAUACCAAUUGAGAAUAUUUUUCUUUUCAACAUUAAGUCACUUGAAAGAAUUCAAUCGAACAGGCUUUACAUUUUUGGUAAAUGGAUCAAACAUUUAACCUGCUCCAGAGACCUAAAUAAUCAGCUACGGAGAGUGUGCAGAUAAGAGAACAACAUUGAAGUCUUCACUUGACAAAAAUGGAAGUGUUACCAGCAGCUAUUUUUCUGACCGUUUUGGCUAUCGUACUGACAGAUUGUAAUGCCUAUUUAUCCGAGGCGGCUAUUAAGAAAACACAACUAAUGUUGAAAAACGUUUGCUCCAAGAAAUAUCCAGUGGAUGAAGAAACAUUAACCAAGGUCAAGAGUGGAGUGUUUCCUGAAGACAACAAUAACCUAAAAUGUUACUUCGGCUGUACUAUGAAAACUAUGCAGUUGAUCAAUUCGAAUGGACUUAUUGAAAAACAAACAUUUAAAGAUAAGAUGUCAAUGAUAGCACCGCCGGCCGUACUUAGCAUUUUGAUGCCUGCUAUCGAUGAGUGUGCAGGAAAAGACAAGGAAGAACUCUGUCAGACUUCAUUCAACUUCGUGAAAUGUUCGUACGCCGUCAAUCCCAAAACUUUAGAAUAUUUGCCGGUGUAAUGGUCUUCGCGACCACAGAUGGUUCUGGGUGUUACGAAAAAAAACACGUGACAUUAUAACAUACAGCAACCGUACAGAAAAACAUAUUUCACUUAUAAAUAUUUAUUGAUUUAUAAUUAUACAUAUUUUAUUUUUCUUU